AGUGGUGAGGUGCCUUCAGGGAAGAAGCGUGGGGACUGAGGAGACCCUAGAGCCACGUUUCUCCAACUUGCCUGCCAAAAGUUGGGCAUAAAACAAUGCCUAAACCUACUUUUGACAUGGUAUUAGAACCGAGCUACUGCUGAGAGUUUGAUUUAGAGAGAAAUCAUGGUUCGACUAACCUUGGAUUUAAUUGCCAAAAAUAGCAAUCUUAAACCCCGAAAAGAAGAAACCACUUCACAAUACCUGAAGAAAAUAACUCAUAUAAAUUUUUCAGACAAAAAUAUAGAUGCAAUUGAAGACCUCUCUCCUUGCAAAAAUCUCAGUGUUUUAUAUUUGUAUGAUAACCGUAUUAGUCAAAUGACUAACUUGAAUUAUGCUACAAAUCUGACCCACUUAUAUCUACAAAACAACUGUAUUUCAUGUAUAGAGAACCUCAGGUCAUUAAAGAAACUGGAAAAACUGUAUCUGGGAGGCAAUUACAUUGCUGUCAUAGAAGGUUUAGAAGGAUUAGAAGGACUAAGAGAGCUUCAUGUUGAGAGUCAGAGGCUUCCCCUUGGAGAAAAGCUUCUGUUUGAUCCAAGAACUCUUCAUUCUCUGGCAAAAUCCCUCUCUAUAUUGAAUAUCAGCAAUAACAAUAUUGAUGACAUAAAAGACCUAGAAAUACUGGAGAAUCUUAAUCAGCUCAUAGCAGUUGACAACCAACUUCUGCUUGUGAAGGUAGUGUAA
Neomonachus schauinslandi (Hawaiian monk seal) is the source of this 726-nucleotide messenger RNA. It is a transcript of the gene PPP1R42, whose product is annotated as protein phosphatase 1 regulatory subunit 42. The transcript has 5 exons. Gene Ontology annotation, molecular function: protein binding. Bases 166 to 726 code for a protein of 186 amino acids. NCBI's taxonomy places the organism in Eukaryota, Metazoa, Chordata, Mammalia, Carnivora, Phocidae. The record is from RefSeq and is a predicted model, not a curated record.